This is a messenger RNA of Achroia grisella, 2722 nucleotides long. RefSeq names its product peptidoglycan recognition protein-like. The transcript is spliced from 6 exons. Gene Ontology annotation, molecular function: zinc ion binding; N-acetylmuramoyl-L-alanine amidase activity. The record is from RefSeq and is a predicted model, not a curated record. The coding region runs from base 64 to 1167 and encodes 367 amino acids. Gene Ontology annotation, biological process: peptidoglycan catabolic process. Lineage: Eukaryota; Metazoa; Arthropoda; Insecta; Lepidoptera; Pyralidae.
UACGAACUGAGCAGUCGCGUCAGUUACAUACAAAUAAAAUCUAAUUAGAUAUUGACGUCAGUUAUGUGGCACGAUACAGAAACCGGCAGGGCCGAAAGGUCCAACGCUGGCUCUGAACUGGCCGUGUUGGAUGAGCAACCCAUGGUGAAUGGAACACCUGACAUGCCGAACAUUGCUAACUUAAGUGUGACAAGAUCGUCUCGUGUUCAUUUCGGGCCCAAAAUAGUGAAUGUGACUCAAACAGUUCACACCAGUGAAGUAGUCAAAGGCCGUAUUCUAGGCCUGGAGCUGGUGUCACCCAACUCCGCCCCCCGCCUUCGAUGUAGCGUUGCGGUGUUCGUGUGCUGGGCCGCACUAGUCGCCUCUGCUCUUGCCUUCUGCAUCUUCUAUUUUGCAUUAUACAAACACCAAACUCGUCUUGACAUAGAUUUACCUCUCUCGACGUACUUAUGCAAUUUUCUAAAAAGCACCACCCGAGCUGAAAGGUUGUCUUGUGUGGCAUCAUUAGUGGCUCUAGUCAUAUGCAUCGGUCUUAUCGCCUAUUACUCAAGUAGCGGCAAAAAUAUUGAAGCAGAUACUGUUGAUGUAGCACCGCAUGAAUGGAACAUUACCAAAGAAAUGUGGCUUGGACAAGCAUAUAACUACACGGAAACAACACAGCAGUUUGAACCCAUACGACUGGUCAUCAUCCAGCACACAGUCAGUCCGGAGUGUCAUAAAUUCGUCCGUUGUGCAGCCGAGUUAAGAAACAUUCAGGGUUGGUACCUGAGAGAUCACGAAUAUGAUAUACCGUAUAACUUCCUUGUUGGUAACGAUGGCCGCAUAUAUGAAGGAAGAGGUUGGGGCAUAGUAGGUGCACACACUAGGUUUUACAACCGGUGUUCCUUGGGCCUCGGCUUUAUAGGUGACUACCGUGAAAAAGGAGGUGUCCAGCAUACCAAAGUAACGCAGUUACAGAUCAACAGAACUUUAAUGUUCCUAGAAACGUCUGUGGAACAGGGUCUACUCGACCCUGACUAUGUAGUUUUGGCAGCAAAGGACUUACAGAGCACAGAGAGUCCCGGUGCCAAUUUAUACAAAGCUAUGCAACAAUGGAGACAUUUUAAUAACGGCAGUGAAUAUAAGAAUAAAACUUGCGAAGCAAUUUGGGCGAUGAGGGGCGAAUAAAGUUAAUUUUUUAACGCUAUUAUUAUAGUUAAUUGUAUCAAUUAAUGCAAUGUAAUGUAGCCAUACGUCAUGCUUGAAGGAUGGUAUGAUUCAGUGUACUUACUGGCUUACAGAGGCAUUAUAUCCUUUUUAAUAACAACAACGCAUGAAGGGUGAAAGUAUUAGCAGUCCAAAUUAUGAGUCCAUGCAGAUAUUUCAGAUAUGUAAAGGUUGGCUGCCGUUUCACAGCCAUAUAAAUUUCUAUCAUUUGGAUACAGUAAGUUUUUAUCUAAACUUACUUCAUUUAUUGUUUAUUACGAAAAUGUUGAAUGAAUUGAACCUACUUUAUAACUGAAACUCGCAAUGGACUGUGUUUUUUUUUAUACGUUAGAGUUUUAUGUGUGUACAUAAACUUAAAUAAUAUAGUUAAGUUUUUUUACUACAACCGUCGUUUGAGUGUUGGAUAGUAAUAGUUUUAAACAGAACUAACAUUUCUUAUAUUAUGUAUUUGUUAUAUUAUCUGUACUUAUAUUUUUAGACGAAUUUUUCUAUAACUUUUUUUAAAGUAAUAAUAAGUAGAAAGUUAGAAAAAGUAUACUAGAAGCGGUCACCAAAUAAUCUUAUUUUUGAAGAGAUGAGAUGUAAUUUCUUUUUUAAGUAAAUAAUUAUUAAGAGCAAGCUAAAAACGGUUAUUCAUGUAUUUUAUUUUAAUUUUGAACACAUGAUGUGUUGUUACUUAUUUUUAAUAUUCUGUGAAUAUAAAUUGUAUGUAUAUUUGAGAUGUAACAUAUUAUAGACAUAAUAAAAACAAAAAAAAAAAGUAAUUUUUAAUUACACUUUUUUACAUUUCAGUAAGCGUUUGAUAAAGAAAAUGAUGGUAUGUAGACAUGGGUAGGUAUACUGUUUAUCUCAUAGACUAAACUGACAGGUGUAAAUAUUUAAUUUUCAAAUAAUCAAGAAUAUCAAAACAUGGAGACAUGGCUGAAAGAGCGCAGUUUCUUUGCCUUUCCGUUAAAGGGUAAACAAAAAAAUCAUAAUAACUGUAGUGUUUUAGUGCUGUACCGAUGAAACUGAUAUGUAGAACCUUUAUUUAAAUUUUUUUUUAAGUUAUCACAACAUAUUAUUAAAACAUCUGCAUACACUAGUAUCUCAAUUGUAGUUUUUGUAUAAAACAACACAAGAAUAUUGAUGAAUAAUAAUGAUAAUAAGAACAUUAUGGUUUCGUUCGUGGUUUACUGAAAUUUAUGUACACUACGUUUUAAAUAAAUAUCCACACAUUGUUUCCGUAAAACCAAUAACAAUCAGUAAUUAAUAUCAAUUUCUGAUAGUGGCACAACACUACUUAAGAAUUGCAAAAACACAACAUGAGUAAUGUCAAUUUUGUGUUAGAGAUAAAAAAUCAGACUAUAGAGUAAUUGUUAAUUACUUAUUUUUGGCGGAUGCACUUUGUGCUAAGUCAUUUAAAAAAACUAUAUAUGUUAGGUUAAUAGAAGAGUUAAGCGAGUGAAGCUUAGUUAAAUUCGCUAUGUUAUAAUUUUACACUUAUACAAGUUGUUUAGGUAUAAUUUUACACCUA